Salvia miltiorrhiza (redroot sage) is the source of this 3435-nucleotide messenger RNA. RefSeq lists its product as uncharacterized. The record is from RefSeq and is a predicted model, not a curated record. Lineage: Eukaryota; Viridiplantae; Streptophyta; Magnoliopsida; Lamiales; Lamiaceae. The coding region runs from base 1 to 3435 and encodes 1144 amino acids. The transcript is spliced from 5 exons. Gene Ontology annotation, molecular function: nucleic acid binding; RNA-DNA hybrid ribonuclease activity.
AUGAAUAUCAUUGCCUGGAAUGUCCGAGGCUUCACGGACGAGACCAAGCGACUCCUUAAGGAACAUUGCAGUUCCUUCUCUCCUAUUAUCUUAGGUGUUAUUGAACCUAAAAAAGAUAUUACAAAAGUUCGUUUCAGUUAUUGGAACUCUCUGAACCUUUAUCCGGUUCAUCAAAAUUGCCGGGUUUCUUGGUGUCCCAAUAUUUGGUUUUUGGUCCAUCCGGAUGUGGUGGCUUCGGUUGUGUUCUCUUCUUCGCAAGUUGUUAUUGUGGACUGCUCCUGGCACUCUCUGGAUUUUCGGGUGGCGGUGGUUCAUGGGUCCAAUGAUCAUAUUGAGAGACGGGCUCUUUGGUGCGAUCUUCUUCGUUUCGCUGAGGGUUGUACGGUAUUUAUUGGGGAUUUCAAUGCGGUGAAAGGAGCUCAUGAAAGACGUAGUAACAUUGCUCCGCCUAGAGCUUCUUGUUUGGAGUUUGGUUCCUUUAUUGAUGAUACUCAUUUUAUUGAAUCUCCAACCGAGGGUUUGCGUUUCACCUGGUCGGGUCGCCGUCUUCUUCCACGCCAUAUGGAAUCCAUGUUGGACAGGGCGCUUUUUUCUCAAGAUUUUGCUGAUAUUUGGGAUUCGGUUGUGACUUCUGCUCUCCCUCGUCUCACUUCUAAUCACUCCCCACUGAACAGAGAGGUUUUCGGUAAUGUGGACUCUUCGAUCCACAGGUUCCACAUUCAACUCUUGGAUAUUCAGAAGAGGAUAUCGGAGGUUGGUUACACGGACAGCCUGUUUGAUGCUGAGAUAAAUCUUCAAGCCGAGCUGAAUGUCGCUCUUACCCGCAAAAAUAGCUUACUCCAACAAAAGAGCAGGAUCACCUGGCUGAAAGAUGGCGACAGAAACACGAAGUUUUUCCAUAGAAUCGCUAAAUUCAAAAAGCGGUAUGCCCCAAUCACGCAUUUAUCUAUUGCGGGUGUCGACGUGUACGACCCUAGGGUGAUCGAACAACACAUCGUUGAUCAUUUUGUUACGCUUUUCAUGGAUGAUGGUAGCCCUUUAGCUGAUUCCCUGGAAAUUGAAGCUUACUCGACGCAUGCUGUCACUGAUGAGCAGAACAGCCUUCUUGUCCGCAUUCCUGACGAGGGAGAAAUUGUGGCCGCUGUUUUUGGCAUGGAUAUGAACAGUGCCCCGGGUCCUGAUGGGUUCUCGGACACGGUUGACUCGGCUUCUGAUCUUCGUCCCAUCGUGCUCUCCAAUUUCUUUUUCAAGAUUAUUUCUAAGAUCAUGGCUUCUAGGCUCAAUGUGGUGGCCGCCUCUCACGUUUCGCCUAAUCAGUUUGGCUUUAUUAGUGGCCGGAACAUUCACGACUGCAUUAUGCUUAGCUCGGAGGGUUUCAAUUGUAUGCAGCGUACUAACCGUGGGUUAAAUAUGGCUUGUAAAAUUGAUAUCAGAAAAGCGUUUGAUACGAUUCGUUGGGGUUUCAUCAUGCAGGUGCUUAGGGCUACGGGCUAUCAUGAGUCUUUCAUCCAGUGGGUUCAGAUCAUUUUUUAUUCUGCACGGUUGUCGAUCCUGUAUAAUGGGAAUCUUAGCGGUUAUUUUGCUUGCUCUCGGGGUGUCAGACAAGGGGAUCCUUUAUCUCCAAUCUUAUUUGGUAUCGCUGAGGAUGUUUUGAGCAACAUUUUUCAGAGUUGUGUGGAGUCUUCUCAUUUGAUCCCAAUACGUUUCAGCAGAACCAGGAACUACCCAACUCACCUGUUUUACGCUGAUGAUAUUAUUUUAUUUUGCAAAGCUACGGUUCGGAAUGCCCGCAAGAUUCAUGAGAUCCUCAAUUAUUAUGGCUCUAUAUCGGGGCAACACUGUAGCACUGAGAAAUCCAACCUUUUCUUUGCUAGACGGGUCCCUACUGACAGACGACGUGCAAUUCAGCGGGCUUUGCCUUUCUCGUUUGGAGGUUUGCCCACAACUUACCUCGGGGUCCCGAUCUUUAUUGGUAGGAAACGCACGGCUUACUUUAUGCCGAUUUAUGAUCGAAUUGUGCAAAAAUUUGCUCGUUGGAAAGGAAUCCAACUCUCCAUUGCAGGAAGACUUUGUCUUGUUCAAUCUGUCAUCCAAAGUUCCCUUGUGCACUCUAUGAUGAUCUAUAAGUGGCCGAAGUCUCUUCUUCACUCUCUUGAUAGGAAAUGCAGGAACUUUGUGUGGUCCGGAAGUGUGGAUAAGAAGCCUACUUGUGUGGUUAGUUGGGGGCGUGCUUGCUCGCCUAAAGCCGAAGGGGGUUUGGGAAUUCGAUCUUUGACCCUGAUGAAUCAAUCUUAUCUCAUGAAACUUGCCUGGAAGAUGAUCAAAAGUGUGGAUUGGGCGCAUCAACUUUUCAGAUCACGCUAUCUCACUACCUUCGGCUAUGCUAAAAAAUCGAUCUCCAAUUCGCCGGUUUGGGUUGGGGUGAAACAUGAGGUUGAUCAACUGGUGGAGAAUUCUUACUCUUGUGAUUAUUUCUAUGAUGGGGUGUGGCACUUCUCGGCCUCCUUUGUUAACCGCUUCCUGGAAGUGGUCGUGGACAUUCUGCUGGUCCCGAUGAAUGGUGAUAAUGAUUCCCGGUACUGGAAGAAUUCGAUCUCUGGUGAUGUCUCCGCAGCUCUUGCUUUCUCGAGUAAAUGUCACUACUUCCCCAAAGUGAGGUGGGGAACGUGGAUAUGGGAACCUUUUAUUCCUGUUCGACGGUCCAUUCUCUGUUGGAGGGAUACAUGGUCGUCUCCCAACGUUGGAUAUUUUAAUCCGCCAAGAGUGUUGUGGAAGGAGUUUCUUUCUUGGUUUCAGAUGGAUCAUCUUCUAGAGUGUGCUGAUAUUCAUGAUUUUCUUGUUGCGGCCUGGAACGCUCGUUCUAGUGCUCGGAUUAGGGCUUUCUGGAAAGCUGGGAUUAUCUCCUUCAUGUGGAGGAUUUGGGAUUGCAGGAACUCGAUCAUCUUCGAUAGCGCCAGUUUUGAUGGCCGUUCUAUUUUAGCUUUCGUGAGAGGCUUCUUCAAGGAAAUUGGCAGCACUUCUAUGAGCUUAGGCAAUACCAAUAGCUCUUGGAAUGACUACAUUGUCUCACGUAAUCUCGGUGUGCCUAACAAAGUGGCGCCUCCUCCGCACAUGGUUGAGGUGCACUGGUGGCCUCCGGUGCGUCACUGGAUCAAAGUUAAUACCGAUGGUUCCGCGAUGGGUUCGCCUGGAAUCAUCGCUGCUGGAGGUGUUUUCAGGGACAACUGGGCGGUGGUUCGUGGAUGCUUUCAUAUAAAAGGCGGCGUUGGUUUUGCUUUUGAAGCGGAGCUUUUGGCGAUUAUCACGGCAAUUAACAUUGCUCAUAAUAGGAACUGGUUUCAUCUUUGGAUUGAGUCCGACUCGACCUAUGUCGUCAAACUUCUGGAGUCACGAACGUUGGAAGUUCCGUGGAGUUUUAUCGCUUCUUGGAAAUAG